Oppia nitens is the source of this 1566-nucleotide messenger RNA. Its product is annotated as carboxypeptidase Q-like. Lineage: Eukaryota; Metazoa; Arthropoda; Arachnida; Sarcoptiformes; Oppiidae. Gene Ontology annotation, molecular function: metallodipeptidase activity. The record is from RefSeq and is a predicted model, not a curated record. Bases 1 to 1566 code for a protein of 521 amino acids. Gene Ontology annotation, biological process: peptide catabolic process; proteolysis. The transcript has 3 exons.
AUGAGAAAAUUAUUGCGAAGAGGAAUGGAAAUGGCAAACAACUUGAAGACAAAUGUCAAGAAUUCUGGUGACAAUCUCAAGAGUCAAUCAUCAGAUAAUUCCGAUCUAACAAACAAUAAUAAUAAUAACAACAACAACAACAACAACGCCGCUGCCAUAACAUUGCAAUGCUUUGGGCAACGCAUACAUCUAUUUAAUAGUGAUAAAUGUAAUGAGGAUUUUGAAUUUGUAAAUGUUUUAAAACCUGAAAUCCAGUUAAAGUCACCGAUUGUUAACAGUAUUAUAGAUUUACUGCUGAAUACAAAUGAAAGAAAUAAAACAUAUGAAGAAUUGGCUGAAUUUGUUGAUACAUUUGGUGGUCGACUGACUGGUUCUGAAGCAUUGGAAAACUCGACGAACUAUUUGAUUGAUAAACUGGAAAAUGAAAAGUUGGACAAUGUUUAUACUGAAGAUGUAUUGGUGCCAAAUUGGAGUCGUGGUCUUGAAUGGUGUCGUAUGAUUCAACCCAGAUAUCAAAAGCUAUCUAUUUUGGGUUUGGCUGGCAGUGUCAGUACACCUGAAAAAGGGAUCACUGGUCAAGUGGUUGUUAUCAAUUCUGUGGAUCAGUUGAAUGACAUUUCAAAAACAUUAUUGACAAACAAAAUAUCAUUAAUCAACAUAAAUCAUGUCAAUGGCUCUUAUGUUAAAUUUAAGUUAGAUAUCACUCGUACGGUGGCUGAAGCCGGAGGGUUAGCCGUAUUGUUCAAGUCAUACGCCAAGAAUGCCAUAUACUCUCCAUAUGCCGGUGUCAUUCGCUACCAUUCAAAGGAGCAUCAAAUACCAGCCGCCAGUAUUACCACCGAAGACGCAGAAUUAUUAACCAGAAUUAGCAAUAGAGAUGUCAAAGUGGUGAUCAGUCUUCAUCUGGAGUCUAAUUUUCAUGGCAUCAAACAAUCGAGAAAUUUAAUUGCGGAACUCGUGGGCACUCAAUAUCCUAACGAAGCCGUCAUUGUUAGCGCUCACUUAGAUAGUUGGGAUGUCGGACAAGGAGCCAUUGAUGACGGUGCCGGGGUAUUCAUGUGUUGGAGAACACUGGCACUUCUCAAUAAAUUAAAUUUAAAGCCUAAGAGGACAUUGCGUAUGGUUUUAUUUGUGGGAACAGAAUUAGGAAAGUUUGGAUCUAAAGCCUAUAUAGAGAGACAUAAGGAAGUGCUGGAAAAUGUAAGUUUAGUGAUGAACACAGACUUCGGUGCAUUCAAACCUUAUGGACUGACAUUUUCCGGUCAUAACACUAGAGCUCAGUGUAUUGUCAACGAAAUCCUUCAAUUGUUGCAAACAAUUAAUGCUACAGAACUAGUAAUAGGAAAGAGCUAUGACUUGACACAGAGUGACGCCAAUGAGUUCAUUAGUGCCGGUGUUCCGGCUUCGGGACUACUCAAUGACAACAGCAAGUACUGGCACUACUCACAUACCAGUGCCGAUACUAUCACUGCAAUUGACCCUUAUUUUCUUGAUCUAAGCACAAUUGUAUGGACAGUUAGUUCAUAUAUUAUGGCUGAUCUCAGCGUAAAAUUGCCAAAAGAUUGA